CUGUGUUUAUAUCACCUAAAUUGACAUGUAACAGUGAGUAGUGUCCUUCGUGAUAGCGGACAUGUUUCUGUCUCUGGGCUGGUUUUCCACUGCUGUCGCGGGGAUUUUGUCUGUGUAUAUUUUACAGAAGACAUGGUUUCCAUACUUUUGGAAGGACUUAUUCUUCCUGCUCAAAGUGAUGCGCUAUGGAGUGAAGCUGGAGCUGUACAAGCUGCGGUCUGAAGUGUGCACGGUGUUGGACAGGUUUAUCCAACAGGCGCAGCUCAUCCCUGACAAACCCUUUGUCAUCUUCGAAGGACAGACUUACUCGUACCGAGACAUAGAGCAGCGCAGCAACAGGCUUGCCCAUAUAUUUCUCCAGAACACCAACUUAAGGAAGGGAGACUGUGUCGCUUUACUUAUGAACAAUGAGCCCGAUUUUUUGUGCGUAUGGUUUGCUUUGGCGAAAAUUGGUUGCUCCAUCGCUUUUCUCAAUACCAACAUCAAGUCCAGAUCUCUAAUGCACUGCUUUACCAGCUGCGGAGCUAGGACUCUGGUUGUGGGAUCAGAUAUGGCAGACCUCUUAGAUGGCUUCUUGACCACUCUGCUAGAGGACAACAUAGAAGUGUGGGCCAUGAAGAAAAGCUUUGAACACCCACGGGUACACACAUUACUGGAUAAAAUUGACACUGCUUCCUACAAACCUGUGCCUGCAGUACCUCGGAUUACCAACAUCAAAACUCCAACUCUGUACAUCUUCACCUCUGGAACAACAGGGCUUCCCAAGGCCGCAGUGAUCAGCCACCUGCAGAGCCUCAAAGCAGCUGGAGGAUUCUGGGCAUUUGGAGGGACACAGGAUGAUAUCAUCUACAUCCCUCUGCCACUCUACCACAGUGCUGCAUCACUCAUUGGUAUUGGAGGAACCAUUGAGCUUGGUGCAACUUGUAUGCUGAAAAAGAAGUUUUCAGCAUCGCAGUUUUGGAAAGACUGUCGACAAUACAACGUGACAAUCUUCCAGUACAUUGGAGAACUCUGCCGAUAUCUCUGCAACCAACCAAAGACAGAGCUGGAUAAAGUCCACAGAGUGCGAAUGGGAGUGGGUAAUGGACUCCGGCAAGAUGUGUGGAGGGAAUUCCAGAACCGCUUUGGAAACAUCAAAAUGUGUGAGGUAUAUGGCUCGACAGAGGGAAACCUCUGCUUCAUGAACCACCUCGGCAAGAUAGGAACUGUGGGACGCUCCAGUUUCAUCUACAAGCUUCUUUUCAAAUAUGAUCUGGUGAAGUAUGAUAUGGUCCGAGAUGAGCCAGAGAAAGAUGAACAUGGUUUCUGCAAACGUGUGAAACAUGGUGAAACUGGGUUAUUGUUGUCAAAGGUCAGUGCUAUGAGCCCUUUCUUUGGAUACGCUGGCAGCGCACAGCUCACGGAGAAGAAAGUCAUGAGGAAUGUAUUUGUCAAAGGAGAUGCCUAUGUUAACACUGGAGACUUGAUGGCUGAGGAUCAGGAGGGCUUCAUAUGCUUCAGAGACAGAGUCGGAGACACAUUUAGGUGGAAAGGUGAGAAUGUUGCUACAACAGAAGUGACAGAAAUUCUUGGUCUUGUGGAUUUUAUUCAGGAGGUUAAUGUGUAUGGAGUGGAAGUACCAGGGCAUGAAGGGAGAGCAGGAAUGGCUGCUGUGAUUGUGAGGCCAGAUCACACUUUUGAUGGAGAGAAAUUGUUUGAAUGUGUGGUUCGGGAUCUUCCAGGGUAUGCUCGACCAUUGUUCAUCAGACUGCAAUUGGAGAUGGAGAUGACCAGCACAUUCAAGCAGCAGAAGUUCCACCUGGUUCAGAGUGGUUUCGACCCAUCUACUAUCCCUGAGCCUCUGUAUGUUAUCGACUACAAGCUGGAAAGCUACAUUCCUCUCACAAAGACUGUUUACCAGAGCAUUCUCACAGGGGAGAGGAAGCUAUAGGCCUCACUGUGAACUCAGGCUACGCAUGAAGGAGGUUGCCUUUUAGCUCUUCAGUGCAGUAUUUCGAAUUUUAUGCCGGAAGUCUAUAAACAGUACAUUUUUGAUGGCUAGAUUCAAUGUUUAUGAAGAAGGUAUAUCAAUGAGAAUGUCUAUUAUGUCUCUAAAAAGUUCAAAUCUAUGCAAAAUACAACACUUUUAUAAAAAAAAAACAAAAAAAAAAAUCAAUACUUUAAAAAAAAUUAAAAUGUAAACAAAACACAUCUGACAACAUUAUCUUAAAACUGCUACAGUGAGGUAGGAUAAUGCUUAUGAUGUCUUGAUUUCCUCUGUGGAUCUAUUUGUAUUACAAUGCAAAUGAAAAUAUGAUGUACAAAAUUUUAAUCAUAGUCUUUGUUAUGAAUAUAUUCAGCAAGUAAACAGAGGAAUUGUGGAUCCAAGUAAAUCAAGCAAAAACAAUGCACUAAAUACAGUCUACCAUAUUUUUUCCUAUAAAUAAUAAGGAAGAUUUUUCAUAAUGAAUUUAUUGUGAAUUAAUAUAAAGUGAAGCAAAAGGUAACACUGUGUUGUAUAUGAUGUGUAACUCUGGUCAAUGCUGUGAACUUUAUAUUCCAUUUGUCAGUGAAGGUUCAUAAUGACUUAGUGCUGCUAUUGUUUACAGACACUUGAGAACAUAGCCCAAGUUACACCACUGUGUUCAGAGCGAUUAAUGUGUCACUGAUAUAGGAUCACACUGAGUUUGAUGGGAACACUCACAAAUGAGUAACAUACAUUAGUCAAAGCAUCUCUCACAGUGCUUCCUACUUUUCCUAAAACACCUGACUAAAAUUACUCUUCAUUCAAAUGGAGUCUAUGUUUGAACCCUAUGUUUGAACCCUAUGUUUGAACCCUUUGGAGUACAAACAAAAGGUUGGGCUUUUUGUGAAGCUGAGUCUCUGUAGUUUUGGCCUUUGACUUCUGGUUAUAAGUAAGAACAAACUAUGCACAAAACAAAACAAAAGAUUUCUUGGCACUUUCUAAAGCUUGGCUCUUUCAAAGCUGAAGCACAUCUCAUUAGAAAUGAGAUCUAGGGACUUAUAAUUAGGUAAAAAUAAAUAAUAUAUGAUAUAUGAUGAAUGUAUUAUUAUUAUUAUUAUUAUUAUUGAUAAUAAUAAUCAUCAUAAUCAUAUAAAAGUCAAUUUUGGUGAAUUUUAGGAUUAUUUUUUAAUUGUGAGUUUGGAGUACACACUGGUUCUGAUUUGACUGAAAAUAAGUAGAUUACUGCUUGCCAUUUAUGUUUUAGAUGUCCAUGAGCUUAUUAGUUCCCUUUUAUCAGAUAGAGGUAAAAAAUAAUUAAGAAAAAGUGCUGGGCCCCUCUGACUCUUAAGAGGUUUUAAGUGCAAGAUAUACUGUUAAUUUCUGUGUUGUGGAAUUGUUUUUUCAUUUCUCAGUGUCUUUUAAAAAUGUAACUGUUAAUGUUGCUGUUGAGUUUAAUAAAAACAGCCUUGCAGUU
Molecule: messenger RNA, 3419 nt
Organism: Boleophthalmus pectinirostris (great blue-spotted mudskipper)
Lineage: Eukaryota; Metazoa; Chordata; Actinopteri; Gobiiformes; Gobiidae
Gene: slc27a6
Product: solute carrier family 27 member 6
Exons: 10
Coding region: 62-1930 (622 amino acids)
Molecular function (GO): long-chain fatty acid transmembrane transporter activity; long-chain fatty acid-CoA ligase activity
Source: RefSeq, a predicted model, not a curated record